Molecule: messenger RNA, 1597 nt
Organism: Salvia splendens (bonfire salvia)
Lineage: Eukaryota; Viridiplantae; Streptophyta; Magnoliopsida; Lamiales; Lamiaceae
Exons: 5
Coding region: 458-1468 (336 amino acids)
Molecular function (GO): protein binding
Source: RefSeq, a predicted model, not a curated record
ACUUUAAUCUUUUUAUCUAGUACUCCAACCAAACUGUGUUUUUUUUUACUGAAUUUAGGGUUAGGAACAGUGCUACACUACAUUUACUGGGAAUGAAUUGUAGUGUCUCAAACUAACAGAACACUGUCCCAAACUCAAAUGGCUGUUUCAUGACAUGGAGGUGGUUUUGAUAGAAUUGUGCAACAAUGAUCCUUUAGUGCAGGCUUUUAUUUUUUGUCUCUUUAGUGAUUUUAUUCUAAUUAAGUUCAAGCAAAAACAGUAAAUUUUGUUUCACACUUAAUUUAAAGAAUGAGUGGGAAAUGGUUGUAUGCUAAAAUUAUGUAUUUGGUGAUAUAGAGUUGGGUUGGAGACUUGGAGGUGGUUUUCAAAGAAAUGCAUUUAUCGUAGAAGGUGCCCCAAAUUUGAUGGUUUGAUUUAAUAUGCUAUUUCAAGAACGUGUUCUAUAUGUUUGUGUGUUAUGGGUAGGUUGGAAUCAGAGGACGCGGUGCCGUAUUUAGGAGAGACUGUGAUGAAGAAGCUGGCAGGAAAUGAAGUGUUUGGGUAUGUGGAUGGUGACUUGGCUUCAGCAAAGUUCAAUAAGCCAAAGAGUUUUGCCGUUGAUCUCAGCGGGAAUUUAUAUGUUGCUGACCAUCGUAACCAUGCCAUUCGGAAGAUCACCAAAUCAGGUGUGACCACAAUCGCUGGAGGUUAUUCACAAAAGGCUGGCCAUGCUGAUGGACCUGCUCGUGAUGCAUCAUUUUCUGAUGAUUUUGAGUUGACCUUUAUCUCUGAAAUGUGUGCUUUGCUGAUAUCUGACCAUGGCAACAGAUUAGUUCGUCAAAUAAGUUUGAGAACAGAAGAUUGUAGCAGGCAGUCUGGCUCUGUUCUCGGAACCACCUCUGCCUGGCUUCUUGGUUUGGGACUCUGCAGCGUAAUCAGCCUUGCUGUUGGCCUUGUGAUCCGCCCAUAUGUUAUUCCAUAUGAAGGCGUCAGACGUCAUCAGCUCCUCUGGACAUGGACACGUUGCCAAAUGAGUCUGGAGAGACAUGUACCGAUGCUCUUCUCUGACUUGAGAAGCGCAGUUGUUAAAUCUACAGUAUAUUUGCGCGGUCAACAGAUCAUUUUGCUCACUCUCUCGCACUUAUCCCUCAUGUUUAGGCGUACGCCAUUAGAGUCUCGUCCUAGUUCUGUAAAAAAAGUGUCUUUGUUGGACUUGGAUGAAGUACGUAAUAGUAAUAGCAGUAGCAGUAGCAAUAGUAGUAAUACAGUCAUCUCACAGCAGGUGGCAGAUCAACUGAAAGAUCUGCUCACUUUUGACAAAGGGCUUUUGAUGGCACCCGUGAAUACAGAUGAAAUUGUGGAGCCAGUAAGCAAGCAUGAGCACCAAACGAUUGAUGGUAUGAUUAAGGCAAAUCUAGCUAGUUUUGAAGGUGAAGCUCUUAAAGUCGAUUCCUUUGACAGCCGGUUGGGAUUGGUGAGGCGAAGAUGAAGUAUAUGUCAUCCACGCAAUGUGUCGUCUUCGUUGUCGUAUUGUAAGUGUGAUAUAACCAUACAAUGCUUGUUUCGAUUGUAGCAGAUGCUUCAAAUGCAUUAUGGCAGCUCUAUGUUUGUUUUGGUA